This is a messenger RNA of Didymella exigua CBS 183.55, 1248 nucleotides long. RefSeq lists its product as uncharacterized. NCBI's taxonomy places the organism in Eukaryota, Fungi, Ascomycota, Dothideomycetes, Pleosporales, Didymellaceae. The transcript has a single exon. The record is from RefSeq and is a predicted model, not a curated record. Bases 383 to 1039 code for a protein of 218 amino acids.
UGCAGGUUCCUGCUGAGACCCUCACACUCUCAGACUCGACUCCACAGCAACGCAGAUUCUGCAAACGCUUUUGCAGGAUCCGACUCGGCGGCCUUUUCUGUUCCUGCCUACCACUGUGCGCGUUCCGUUCUCGCCGGCUCUGGGAAACUUGGACGACGACUUCACGGCGAGCGGCUAGCCAAUCAGCGCGCAAUCGCAAAGCUGUCCCAGAUCGUCUGCCUUGCUGGGCGUUGACGUGGUUUCCGGGGCGUUUACGUGUUUUUUGAGGCGUUGACGUGUUUUUCGCGGCGCUGCAAGGGCUUCAGGCCUCACAUGGCGGUCAGCCUCGAGCAACGUACAGAGUACACAUCAGUCACGACCUUGCAGAGCCGGUGAGCUCGCCAUGUGUUCCUCACCGGAGCCCUCUGGCCCACUGCGCACGUUGCCGGACGGCGGAUGUGCUACUGCGGAGACUUCACGGCUAAGGGCCUUAAGUCAACAACGACUCCGCCGGCCAAUCGCACAGCGAGCGCAAAGUCUAGCGCAUGUGCGUUGGACGGCCAGCACUCUUCCGCUGCCUCGGCCAUGUUGGGCAGACUGCGCAAUGUUGAGAUUCGUGGUCUGGAACAUGGUAUGGUGUAAGACCGCAGUGUACCUUGGUACUGCUGGAGUACGUACUCAAUACUCUUGGUACCAGCGAUGCAAUGCUCUUGCGUGCCAAGUCCCGACGUGCAUUGCCGCAAAGGCAGCGCAACAUCAGGGUUCAUUCGAUGAAGUUGUUAUGACGCUGCUCCAGGGUCUGCCGGUCUGGCCAGCCUCGACGAAAAGCAGCGCACGUCUGGAAAAGCAGCGGGGUCGGCCAGUCUACCGCGAGCUACCUUGUAGGCUGGUGUGGGGUCUCGACGGCUCAACGUUAGUCGCCGAGCCAACCUCACCGAGCCCUUGCAUGAUUCUACCCUGCCUCGACGAAGUGGUUGAGGAAGUUCGGGCAGACAAUUGGGAGCCUCCUGCGCCGUCGAGAUUACAAGAUGAAUGUUGGAAGGCCAACCGGCGUACCUGAGUGGCUGAGACACAGAGCACGACACGAGCGAGGCACCACGUUGGUAGCCGCUCUGGGUCUCAGGCACCGCCGCUGAUUGGCCGCCCUUGUGUCGUGGCCGCGGCUGUACCUGCGCAUCUAAAAGUGUAGCCAGGCACCGCGACGGACAGCGUUGCACGAUGCCACGUCGAGCGAGAAUCGCUGGCUUCGGUCGCAGUCCCACGAUGUUG